This is a messenger RNA of Fundulus heteroclitus (mummichog), 3460 nucleotides long. RefSeq names its product transmembrane protein 87B (gene tmem87b). The transcript has 19 exons. The record is from RefSeq and is a predicted model, not a curated record. Bases 41 to 1735 code for a protein of 564 amino acids. Gene Ontology annotation, cellular component: Golgi apparatus; membrane. Lineage: Eukaryota; Metazoa; Chordata; Actinopteri; Cyprinodontiformes; Fundulidae. Gene Ontology annotation, biological process: retrograde transport, endosome to Golgi.
CGCCUCCUACAGGGCAGUGUUGGAGAAGCCAUGAGCAAACAUGGCAGCUGCUGUCAGGACGAGGACGUGGAAACGUCCGGGAUCAGGAGUUUUUUCCCAGCGGAUGGUGUUUUUUGCAGUUUUACUCGGCAGCGUACAUGAAACCGUGGCCGCACCGGAAACAGGGCUGUGGAAAAUCACGGUUGUAAAUGGCUCCAGACCGCUUAUAUUAAAGAAAGCCAUGUAUAAAGACACGGAUGUCGUACUUAAAGUUGUGUCUUGUAGUUGUACCAUGAAGGUGAAUUUCACAAUCCACUGGUUCUUAAAGUAUCACCCCUGUUAUAAUGAAUAUAACAAUAUAGAAGAGAUGUACGAAAGGACGCCGCUGAGCCGAGGGGGGAGCCUGGACCCUAAACCAAACGCACCGGGCGAGUACAUAGAACAUAAACACCAUCCAAUUCCUUGUAAAAGCGACCUGCUCUCUUUACCAGGGCUCCAUAAAACCAAGGCAACCCCACGGACAGUCGUUUCACCUGACGGGAGUGAAGGGCUUAAAAAAAGCGACCCUGACUGGAUUUCAGCUGAGUACGACGCCAAAAGCGCCAGAGAGAACGUCAUAGCCACCACAUGGAAGGACGGGCCGUACCUGCUGAUCGUUAAGGUCACGUCUGAUGCAAAGGAGCUCAACUGGAAUUUAACAGUUGAUGUGGUGAUGAAAGGCAGCCACGGCUACAUUUCUAUCACAGAGUGGCCGCUAAUGAUCUUCUACAUGGUAAUGUGCGUCGUGUACAUCCUGUACGCCUUGCUGUGGUUCGUCUGGGCCGCCUGCUACUGGAAAGAUCUGCUGAGGAUCCAGUUCUGGAUAGCAGGAGUCAUUUUCCUCGGCAUGGUGGAGAAGGCGGUCUUCUGCGCCGAGUAUGAAAACACCAAUGCUGUCGGCUCUGCCACUCCAGGCUUGUUGAUCUUCGCUGAGUUGGUCUCGGCUCUCAAGAGGACGUUGUCCCGACUGCUCGUCAUCAUCGUCAGCCUGGGCUAUGGCAUUAUAAAGCCACGGCUGGGAGCCGUGAUGCACAGAGUGGUGGGGCUCGGCAUCCUCUACUUUGCCUUUGCGUGCGUUGAAGGUGUGCUGAGGAUUACAGGAGGUCAAGACAAUGGCCCCGCUCUCAUUACAGCAAUUGUUCUGGCGGUGUUUGAUUCCUGCACCAUCUGGUUCAUCUUUGUCAGCUUAGCCCAAACCAUCAAGACUCUGAAGCUGAGGAGAAACCCUGUGAAGCUGUCUCUCUACAGGCACUUUACAAACACGCUGAUAUUUGCCGUCAUUGCCUCAGUCAUCUUUAUGGCUUGGUCUGCUAAGAAGCUACACUUAGCAGAUUGCCAGUCUGACUGGAUCGAGGUUUGGGUGGAGGAUGCUUUCUGGAGAUUCUUGUUCUCCUUUGUUCUGCUCGUCAUAAUGUUUUUAUGGCGGCCGUCGGCGAACAACCAAAGGUAUGCCUUCACACCCCUCAUUGAUGACUCUGAUGAUGAGGAGAUAGAGGAGUUCAUCGCGUCUUCAAACAUCGCGGAUGGCAUAAAGUUGAGGGCAGAUAAAAGUGAGACAAAUGGCACAGCAAAGCAUCCAGAAACAAACCCAGAUGAAGACUUGAAAUGGGUGGAGGACAACAUUCCUAGCUCUCUUACUGAUGUAGCCCUUCCAGUCCUGCUCGACUCAGAUGAGGAAAUCAUGACGACAAAGUAUGAGAUGUCAAAGCUGGAGUGAUGCAGAAGACUUCCAGCUGAUGGAGAAACGCAGCAGCUGCUCCCUGACACUGAAGCAGAGUUCUCUGAUGGACGGUGGUGGAGUGCCAUUAUUUUCUUGUUUUCAGGGCGUCCUCCUGAGUAGCUGCUACCUCACAGGGUAGCGCAGGCAACACAGUCUCUGGCGGGACGUGUUGCUGUUUUCCUUUUGUUCCUCCUUACACUGUCUAUUGGAAAUAAACGUUUCUUGUCUCUUUUUUUUAAUUAUAGACCAAGAGAUUCACUUUUUCUGACACUGAAUCAGUUCUGAGCUUUCCAAAGAGAGUGUUUCCUUUUAUAUCGACUUAUAUUUAUUCCUGCCUCACUCUAUAAAUUUAUUUUACUGGAGUGGGCCUCAUGCAUAAGCAUACUCUUUGAUUUAUGGAUGUUAGGAUUUAAAAGGUAAAUAUUUGAAAGCCUUUUUAUUCAUUUGAUAAGUUUUUUUUUUUUUAAAUAUUUAUGGAAGUUAAUUUAUCGGCCACAAGACAGACUUUAACUACACCGUAUUCAAUGUUUUAACACCAAUUAAGGAUUUUUUGGUUUAUGUGUAAUCUUGCCGGUGUUUGUGGAAGUCGGGGGGAAUCGGUUUUGCAUACAUCAGGAGCGUCUUGUUUUUAUCAGAUUUAAAAUCCGAGCUAUGGAAACAGCGUAAAGCGCAACAGCGCGGUAAUUUUGCAUAAAUCAGUUGCUCAUAUGCACUUUCAGGAUCAAAGCUGUGCCUACAUGUCCGCCUUUUAUCCGCGAGGCCUCAUUUUAGUGGCUGUCUGGAGAGCAACAUGAGUGAAAGUAUUUUUUUUGUGUGUGUGUGUGUCUGACCCAGCAUCCCUUGGGGUUGGUUAACAAGACUUUAAGGAUUUGUAUAGAUUUAUUAGUAGCUGGGUUAGUUAUAGGGUUAGUUUGUCGUCACAUUUAGAAACUACUGUGGGGGAGCGGGUGGGAUAAUGGAACAAUAUGCCGUAGGUCUGUUGAUAGAAAGUUCAGUGACGUCAUUAUUUAUUUGCGUUUCAGGUGAACUUAUACGUCUAAUGGUUGUGUGUUGACCCAUGUUUACUGUAAAGCGUAUUUAUGACGUGUUCUUCCGUUUGUCGAGGUCUUUUGGACUCUGCACUAUCCUAAAAUAUUGGCAACCUGCAGAUUGUUUUCUUUGCAAUGUUUGUGUUCUUCACUGAUAAAACGCUCACAGAAACCUUAGUAACAUCCGUGUCCUUUCAGUCUUGAUCUUUUUUUAUAAAAAAAAAUUCUGAAAGGAGCGGCCUGCCGCACUCCUGCGAGUCGUCUAAAGUAAAUCCAGCAGCUGAGCUCGUUCGGUUUGUCUUGGCGACGUCAUCACACAUUAUGAGCAGUGUGGUUAGCACAGGCUGACUACUUGAAUGGGUUUAUAAUGUCCUCCUUGCAUAUAUUUUGCAUUGGUUGGAAACCUGGAAAUAUUUUUGCUUUUGAUGGCAAACCGCUCCGUGAUAUAAAAUUGCAGACACCUGCAGCCUAACCUCAAAUUAUUUGUACAGGUGGGUUUCGGCUCAGUUCAGCUUUUUCAUAACUCCACGAGGGAGAAGUGUUUGGAGAAAAUGACUCAUCUAUAAUUUUUUUUGUCUUUUUUUUUCUUUCUGAAAUUGACCUAAAGUAUUGCAGUUGAACCUUGCGAUAAUGAGGAAUUCCUUUUUUUUCCACAAACUGUACGACACACUAAAUAAAUACUAUUUGACACCAG